GGGGAAUCAUCCGGUCCUACAUUGAUCUUCUCCAAUAUGCGGCCAAAUGUGGAGAGGGUUCCGCAUCCACAAUGUGAAAACCUGUAAAACGAUAACUUCACAACGUCACUGCACCUGUCUGGCCAUGAUGUCUCUUAGCCUCGCAUUAGCCUCCCACGCCUACCAAAGAUCCCAAGAGCCAGGCCCGAGCCAACCUGGUCAUUGAGCCAUGCGAUACACACCCUUCUGGCUCAUAGCCUCUACCCGGGUAUUGGCGCUGGCUCAGGUCGUCUGGACCCCCAUCUACUUCGAAGGCACAAAUCAAGUAGACAUGUGGACAGCGACGGCGGAGGGGUGCCACUGCAGCUACGACCUGUCCAGACAUGAUUGUGCAUGUUGUGUCAAGGAGGGAGGGUGUCAGUGCGGGCUACAAUCUCCCAACCGCUGCGGACAAUGUGGAAUACACCAGUACUGCAACAGUAUGUGUAACAUCACUAUGAGCUCUCGCAACCUGUACGAGAAGUCUGGCAAGACGUACGGUCAGAUAAAGUCGCCCAGUGUGGAAGGUCCGGCCUUCUGUUGGUACAGACUGUUACCGGACUCUGGCCAGAGAGUUGAGAUACAGAUAUACAGACUCGUCAACACUGGCAGGUUCAACGGAACUGGCUGUGUUGGUGGGUUCGUACAGUUGGUGUCUGGCCUAGACUCUAUACCCAGAGCUAGAGACGCGCAGAUCUGCGGUACCAACGAGCGAUACGCUCCUCCCAUUGUUGUGUUUGAAGAUAGAGGUGCCGCAACUCUGAUAUUUCACAUUGUGGAGCGCACAGAAAGGUCUCAGUUCCUAGCCUACUUCAGUUUCACUCCUCGCAACGGUACACAGACCCAGCCUGCUCUAGGGUUCCAGCCCAAGGGAGGCCGACGUAUUGAACAUACCGAGUGUGACUGGAUGUACCAAGACACUUGGUGCAGGGAUGUGCCUGGAGGAGUAUGCAGGCUUGCUUCCCCGGGGUACCCUGGCAUCUACGGUCCCAACAAACGAUGCAAAUACUUGAUAACCACAAGCAACGCUCAUGCCAGAGUCAGGCUGAGGUUCCUGUCACUCUCCUUGCCUACUGGAGACCACUGUAAAACAGACAACGUUAAAGUAUUCCAUGGGUCUUCGUCGACUAGUCCUCUACUAUCCACUCUGUGUGGCAACAAGAAGCAAGAGGUUGUUCAUGGCGGACCUAACCUUCUAGUGCAGUUCAGCUCAGGGCCUCUGGUCAGUCCCUUCCAUUACAACGGGUUCGUGGCGACCUUGGAGUUUCUAGAGAAGACGACGACAACAACCAAAGCGCCGAACAGAGCAACGUCAAAGACAACGGAGACAGCACUGUCCGUGGGAGGAGACACAAACGCUACCUCAGCGCCACCAUGCGAGUUGUUGUAUUACAGCAAUCAGACUCGUAACGGGCUGUUUGACUCCCGAGGACUCUUGCAGGGCUCACAACAUAACUGCACCUUGGUGUUCAUAGGAGGAGACACCGACCUGGUGUUUAUAUCACUAGCCAACUAUAAUCUUAGAUCAACUGGUUGUCGUUCCUACGUUGAACUAUUUGAAGGAUACAACAAAGUCACCCAGACUAAACUUAUCAAGAGGAUAUGCAGCCCAGUAUCGAAAAGGAUUACAGACAACAGUGGCAGAUACCAAGAUCGAGAAAACUACAUAUCCAAAAGCAAUAUUGUGCAGCUGAAUUUCAAAAGAUUCAUUCCUUCCGGAACAAUGGAGAAUAUGGAAUAUGUCCAAGGAGCUUUCCUCUUUCACGAUGAGAUGGUGCAAGGUACCCCAACGCCCAGCUCGCUAUGUGACGUUGUCUACCGAGGCCCCACGAGCCGAGGUCGAGGUCAGCUGACCAACCCUGGCGAGACCGAGGUCUAUUGGACUGUGGACGGCAGCCUUGAGUGUACCCAGAGACUUGUGCCUUCCCCUAACUCUAGUAUCUCAUUGAAUAUAAUGACCCUACACCGUCUAGCGGCCGACACACACUGCCACACAGAAUGUGGUGCUGGCGGGUGUCACUGUGUCACCAACCUGCUGCCUCUUAGCCAUAUGGACCAUCUGCAGAUAGUCACUGACACUGGGCUAGUGUUGUGCUGCAUCUGCGGGCCAUUUCAGGAGGAGUGGCUGCCUGUAGGAGUACGAAGCUGGUCUCCUCUCAGGCUUGUCUACUAUGUAGCCAGGUACAACUGGGCGACCAGAGGGUUUGAAUAUGAAACAGACUAUCGCUUUCAUCGCGACCAUGUAUGCGGACAUCGCAUGAUGACGCAACAUUCGGGUCUGAUUGAGUCAGUAAACUUCACAACACCAAAUCAACUAAACUUCUUUCACCACCAAAGCUGCACGUGGAAACUUGAUUCCAACGUGGAGAGACAACUAACUAUUUCGAUGUCGAGUGACCAAAAUAGGCCUUGCUCAACGUGGAACUUAACAAUCCACGAGUACUAUGAGCCCGCUGAAGAACACGCUGGCAACACCCUUCAUACAUUCUGCUCUAGAGAUGGUGCCAGGAACUAUACACUGCCUUUCAAAGUCAAUAUUGUGAUCAUCAGGUUGCGAGCGAUGACAAACAUUCCCCCGCAGUUCAGGGUGAGGUGGCGGUCUCAAGUGGUGCGUGCCAACACACGUACAUCGGUGUUUCUCCCUCCCGACGUGUCUAUCGCCCCCCACCAUCACCCCCACCCACCGAGGUGUGCUGUUGCCAUGGUGAUGCUGGUACUACUCGCUACCACCGUUGGCAGCGCUAGUUGAGCUGAAGGCACAAUAUUAGGAAAGACUGAAUGUCUUAUAAUGAUACAGAGGGUGUUAUAUACAAGUAAAAGGGAACCUUCCGAUCUUACAUUUUAAUUUUGAAAACUGAAGAUGGUUUAUGUGUAUAAAUAUGUUAUAAGAAGUUUUUCCUGUAAGGAUGGCAAAUAGAGAAUGGUAGGUAUAAAUAUUUUUUAUAUAAUUAUGAAAAUAAAGUUGUAUUUUUAGACAUAUAGCCUUAAAAGCUUUAAAUUUCAGUAUGGAAUUAUGUAAAAUGUUAUGUUUUAAGCAAUAAUUAAUAAAUUUAAAGUAUUUGAUUAUUAUUAAGCUUAAACAUUAAGCAUUAAGCUUGAAACUAAGUAAAAGAGUAUUUUAAUAAUAAAAGAUUGUAUUAAUAAUUUAAAACCUAAUAUAAAAGCCUUAAAAGUACUAAUAAAACAAUUUGGCAAACAUUUUUCUAAGUUAUUGAAUACUGUUUAAAGUUCAGCCUUCGCUCAAAAUAGUUCAUACUUUUACUUUUUGUUUGGUCCUUCGAGACAAAAUAUUGUAAUACAAAACUUGGUUAGCAAAAUAAAUUAACAUAUGCACCCAAAAGUCAAAGAAACUAAUGAAGAUUUUGAUUAAAUAAAUCCCUCUUUCACAAGAAAAACAAAUUAAGCCGGUUUAAAACGAUAGUUAUUUCUAAAAUUCCAUCAAUCCAUCUAAUACCAGCUAACACAUAGCUUACUUAUAUUUUUUAAUGAGUUUCCUAAACUACUGUGUCAAAAGUUAGUUAUCGUAUACGGUGUUCAAUUAAACAUUCUGUUAAAAUUCAUUAGCUGAUACUACUUUGUAAAGAUGUACACAUUGAGAACAGAUGACUAUAGCAAGUUUUUGUUCUCAUGCUCGAUAAAUUACUGUAGUUUGAGAUGAAUAAAAUAUUGAAACACUUGAAGUUAGCCCAGCCUGGUUGCCAUGGAGACCACGUAAUAAGUUAGGCGUUUGCGAUCUUCAGCUCAAAAAUUCCGGCUUAGAUUACUAUACAGUUCCUGUGAUACCCGAUUGAUUGUUAUACGAAAUAAAAAUGUAC
Macrosteles quadrilineatus (aster leafhopper) is the source of this 3833-nucleotide messenger RNA. RefSeq lists its product as uncharacterized. The record is from RefSeq and is a predicted model, not a curated record. NCBI's taxonomy places the organism in Eukaryota, Metazoa, Arthropoda, Insecta, Hemiptera, Cicadellidae. The transcript is spliced from 18 exons. Bases 209 to 2767 code for a protein of 852 amino acids. Gene Ontology annotation, cellular component: plasma membrane.